Paraphaeosphaeria sporulosa is the source of this 615-nucleotide messenger RNA. RefSeq lists its product as uncharacterized. The record is from RefSeq and is a predicted model, not a curated record. The transcript is spliced from 2 exons. The coding region runs from base 1 to 615 and encodes 204 amino acids. NCBI's taxonomy places the organism in Eukaryota, Fungi, Ascomycota, Dothideomycetes, Pleosporales, Didymosphaeriaceae.
AUGGCACACCACAAGGUGUCUCACCCAAUCUCCGACCUCCAACUCAUCAAGAUUGCGAUGGACGGGUUCAUGGACAUGCUUAGAAACGGCGAACUGUACGAAGUUGGCAAGAAGGCUCUCCCCGGAGUACUGACAGCUUUCUACUUCGACAACCAAAUCAUUCUGGCUAGCUCACAAAAAGGAGGAAGCGCUCUUACGUACACUCAAGGCAAUGGCUUGGACGAACUGGUCAGGGCCUGCGUCCACCCUGACGACAAGUCGAAUCAAGCCAAGUGCGGAGAGAUGAGCGCUUUGCAAACCUUCAAACACCUGUAUCCCACAAAACCUAUCCGUGCGCAAAAUAUCGUCACCGUUACCGUCAGAUGUGGUAAUGAUGAAGUAAGGAACAGCAACGUUUACAAAUGCAAAGAAGAAGACCUUGAAGUUUAUUCUCCUUGUAAUCCACCCCAAGGCGGUGGUUGCGAAUUGUUGAUUGGCCCUAAAAAGCUCAUCGAGAGACACAUCCCCCCCACUACCUGGACAAACAACGGAAACGCGGCUGUUACCUACUCUAAGAAUGGCUGGGAAACGACACCUCUAGAUCGAUUAUCUCUUGCGGCUCCGGCGCAACAAUGA